Phycodurus eques (leafy seadragon) is the source of this 2134-nucleotide messenger RNA. RefSeq names its product OTU deubiquitinase 3 (gene otud3). Gene Ontology annotation, molecular function: cysteine-type deubiquitinase activity. The coding region runs from base 118 to 1185 and encodes 355 amino acids. The record is from RefSeq and is a predicted model, not a curated record. The transcript has 6 exons. Lineage: Eukaryota; Metazoa; Chordata; Actinopteri; Syngnathiformes; Syngnathidae. Gene Ontology annotation, biological process: protein deubiquitination.
UGUGACGUAAUAAGACAAUCCAAAUCUUACUCUCAGGAACGCAAACGCUGUUUUUUUUUUACCAUUAAAUCUCGUCAAAGUAAUCCUGUGACUGGUUUUGCAGGUCUGUAACUGAACAUGUCACUGAAACACACAGCCAAGCCUUCGCGGGGCAACAAGAAGAGCGAACUGGAACGAAAGAGGGACGAGAGGUCAGCGCGCAGGGCCCUCGCCAAGGCCCGUAAGAAUCAUCCUCAGGAUGGCGAGGAAGACGCGGAGUUCCUCAGUUUCUCCACUCAGCUGCAGGCAAUGGGGCUGAAGCUGAGAGAAGUCCCCGGUGAUGGGAACUGCUUGUUCAGAGCUCUCGGAGACCAGUUAGAGGGUCACUCCCGAUCUCACCUGGAGCUACGUCAGGAGACCGUCCAGUAUAUGAUGUCCCACCGACAAGACUUCGAACCCUUUGUAGAGGACGAUAUUCCCUUCACGGAGCACUUAUCCAACCUGGCACAGCCUGGAACAUUUGCAGGCAAUGACGCUAUCGUGGCUUUUGCUCGCAGUCAGCAGGUGAAAGUGGUCAUCCAUCAGCUGAACACACCACUUUGGGAGAUAAACGGGACUGAGAAGCUGAUGUGCAGAGAACUACACAUUGCGUACCGCUACGGGGAUCAUUACGACAGCGUGAGGCGCGUCGGCGACAACUCCGAGAGCCGUGGUCAGCUACGCAUUCAGGGUCGCAGGCAUGCCGGAGCCUGUCCCAGCUAUCAUCGGGCAGGAGGCGGGGUACACCCUGAACCGGUCGCCAGCCAAUCGCAGGGCACAUCCAAACAAACAACCAUUCGCACUCACAUUCACACCUAUGGGCAAUUUAAAGUCUUCAAUCAACCUAGCAUGCAUGUUUUUGGGAUGUGGGAGGAAAGCGGAGUGCCCGCAGAAAACCCACGCAGGCACAGGGAAAACAUGCAAACUCCACACAGGCGGAGCCAGGAUUUGAACCCCGGGCCUCAGAACUGGGAGGCAGACGCUCUAACCAGUCUUCCACCGUGCCGCGGUAAUAGAACACUACUCUCAAAAAGGACAUGGGGCUCUGGGGUGAAAUUUCGAGGAAUCUCAAAUGCAGAGUCAAUCAUCUUUACAGGUGAACUUAAAUUGACCUCUGAACUGUUUAAUUUGAUUGUACUUUUUUUGCACAACUUGCUGUGCUCUUAAUGACUUGAAUGGCAAAAUUCAUAAAAAGAUGUUGUUUUCAUCAAAUUCUAUGCCUUUGCAUUUUGCAUGGAAAUGAAUGUUUUAAUUAUUGGACCAUGAUUGCUGUGUUGAACAACUUUGUCCAGUAAGACGUUAAGAGGGUGUCUGGUGGGAUACGCUACGGUCGACUAUGACCACAUUGCCAUUGGCUGUGGAGGAAAAACAUUUGUCUUUUAUCUCAACCAGGGGUCGGGAACCCUUUUCCUAUCAGGGCGAUACUAAAUUUCUGAAAAGAAAUUGACAGUGAUCAAAAUUGUUUUUACCCCGGUUACUUUUUAUGGAAGGUUCUGAGGCUGUAUUUGUAUUUUUUUAUUAUUAAUUUCAUUGUCAAGUGUAAUGGAAGGAAGACUAGAAACAACCUAAUUAGACACUGUUGACUCUUGAGCGGAACCAUGAGUUUCAGGUGUUCGGACUGGGAGGUGACGUUAAACCUUGUCACCCAACUCAGCUAACCAGCACAGAACAGUCUGGUUAUGUUCAAAUAUAGCUAGCCAAAAUGGAAAUGUCAGAAAAAUGAAAUAUAAAACGUCCAGUAAAUUGGUAUUCUAUACCAGGGGUCACCAACAUUCUAAAAAUUGCUCACCAGUGGUGGGACAUUAUGAUUUGCUAGGAAUGCUGUAGAAGUGACUGUUUGAAAAUGUAAAUACUUUAAUUUCUGGAAAUCUCAAGGUCGCAUAUGGGUAUUUGUUUACUACCUUGCAGUAUCAUUGAUAAUUAUUGUUAAGAAGUCUUUAACAUGAUCAGUACAAGUACUGAUCAUGUUAAAGUGUCCAAACUUUUGACUAGUUGUGUACAUGAAUAUCAUUAAUUAGUAAUGACUUAUUGCAAAUUUGUCAAUUAAGUUUGUAUCAAACUGGUAGCCCUUAAUAACCAGUAUCCGAUAUGUAGCGCUCACUUUCCAAAAAGUUGG